Messenger RNA from Phyllopteryx taeniolatus (common seadragon), 4068 nucleotides. It is a transcript of the gene glra4a, whose product is annotated as glycine receptor, alpha 4a. The transcript has 10 exons. Gene Ontology annotation, cellular component: synapse; plasma membrane; neuron projection. Gene Ontology annotation, biological process: signal transduction; nervous system process; regulation of membrane potential. The record is from RefSeq and is a predicted model, not a curated record. Bases 156 to 1631 code for a protein of 491 amino acids. NCBI's taxonomy places the organism in Eukaryota, Metazoa, Chordata, Actinopteri, Syngnathiformes, Syngnathidae. Gene Ontology annotation, molecular function: transmitter-gated monoatomic ion channel activity; transmembrane signaling receptor activity; chloride channel activity.
UUCUCGGACGCGCUGAGACUAGGAAGGUAAAAAGACGAUGCCUGGCGAGCCUCGCUCACACUCGCACCGCAGACGCUGGAUUUGCUGAUUGCCGACAUUACUCCACUUAAGUCAAGUUCUCCAGUGUGGCCGUGCAGAGAUUUCCGACUCGGAGGAUGCUCCCACAGGUCAUCCGGAUCCUUUACGUCUUGUCGUUCUGCUUUUUCCAGGGAGGCUUUAUCAGACUGAGCUCCUGUAAGGAGGAGAUAAAGCCCCCCGUCAGGGCACCGCAGCUGUCGCCUUCCGACUUCCUGGACAAGCUCAUGGGAAGAACGUCGGGAUACGAUGCUCGCAUCAGACCCAACUUCAAAGGCCCGCCCGUGAAUGUCACCUGCAAUAUUUUCAUCAACAGCUUUGGCUCCAUCACGGAAACCACUAUGGACUACAGGCUCAAUGUGUUCCUACGCCAGAAAUGGAAUGACCCCCGUCUGGCAUACAGCGAAUAUCCAGACGACUCACUGGAUCUAGAUCCGUCCAUGCUGGACUCCAUCUGGAAACCCGAUUUGUUUUUUGCCAACGAGAAGGGCGCCAACUUCCACGAGGUCACCACAGACAACAAGUUACUGAGAAUUUUCCAAGAUGGCAGCGUUCUGUACAGCAUCAGGCUGACUCUCAUCCUGUCCUGCCCCAUGGACUUGAAGAAUUUCCCCAUGGACAUUCAGACGUGCACCAUGCAGCUUGAGAGCUUCGGCUACACCAUGAACGACCUGAUCUUCGAGUGGCUCUCUGAGAAUCCCGUCCAAGUGGCCGACGACCUCACCCUGCCGCAGUUUGUGCUUAAAGACGAGAUGGAUUUGGGCUACUGCACCAAGUAUUACAACACAGGUAAAUUCACCUGCAUCGAGGUGAAGUUCCACCUAGAGCGUCAAAUGGGCUACUACUUGAUCCAGAUGUACAUCCCUUCGCUCCUAAUCGUCAUCCUCUCAUGGGUGUCCUUCUGGAUCAACAUGGACGCCGCCCCCGCCAGGGUGGGCCUGGGCAUCACCACUGUGCUCACCAUGACCACGCAGAGCUCUGGCUCACGGGCCUCCCUGCCAAAGGUGUCCUAUGUGAAGGCCAUUGACAUCUGGAUGGCCGUGUGCCUUCUGUUUGUGUUCGCCGCUCUGCUGGAGUACGCGGCGGUCAACUUUGUCUCCAGGCAGCACAAGGAGUUCAUCAGGCUGAGGAAAAAGCAGCGGCAGCAAAGAAUCGAACUCGCCUGUCGGAACGGGAGUGUUGAGUCAUUGCAGAACGUGAACGUCAUUCCGACUAGCGAUACCACCUGCAGGAAAGUGACUGAGCACUGCAGCGCCUGUAUCAGGGAUGAGGAGAUGUUGCGGGAGAACCGUGGAUUCUAUUUCCGGGGUUACGGAUUGGGCCACUACAUGCAGUCCAAAGACGGCACCGCCACGGAGGGACCCACCGUCUUCGGCCCACCAGCUCCUGUGACGGUGCACGACGGUGAGUUCCUCCACAAGCGCUUCGUAGACCGGGCCAAGCGCAUCGACACCAUCUCCAGAGCCGUCUUCCCGCUGAGCUUCCUCAUCUUCAACAUCUUCUACUGGGUCACCUACAAAGUGCUGCGACACGAGGACAUCCAUGCCAGUUUGUAAAGGCCAUCCUCCUUUCUACAGAUUCUGCCAGGAUUUGCCUCCAUUACGGCGAGGAGCAGUAGUGUUCCUCUUGUAAUUGGGAAUGAACGCUACGUCCGGAGUGUCUCCGGGUUCUCGAGAACGUUCAAAGCCCAAAAUAAAAAUGUUUAGCAGAGUGGAUUCAGGAUGGCGCUUUUGCCUCCGGUUGGAUUCGACCGGUGGAUCCUUGACAGUGAUGUCAUUGAUUGAGGACUGAUGAGACUUGAAUUUCAACACUUUGCAUCUCUGAAUGUUUUCCAAAAUUCUAACAACGGUGGCUUUUUUACACUUUUAGUUCAACAGGCAAAGGUGUCUCAAAAGGGUCUUUGAUAUAUACAAAUAUUCAGUAAGUGGUGACUUUAGCUACUUGUAAAUGACAGUGUACAAAUUGCAUAAUAAAAGAAGACAUUGACAAAACCACACAAAGCACAAAUAUGUUUUCAUUUUAAGUCGAAACAAAAUGGGUUUUUUUCGGCCAGGAAAAUGGAUGAUUGGUUUUCUUUUAAAUCAAAUAAAUAGAUAACUGCAUGACAUUUAGGAUACUUUCACUUGUGUGGAAAUUGUUACGACUGAGAAAAUUCGAUCACUCUUAAGCAAAUUUAUAGACAGAAAAUAUAAAACACAAAGGAAAUAGAUGGUAUAGUGGAAAAAACCAACACGUGUUUAAGGCCAAGGAACUGUAGCUUUGCUGCCAUCUUGUGGCAUCCUAUACCAAGAAUGUUGUAGUGGGUUGAGGCACUUCAUAGAGACAAAAGUAGUGCUUUGCUGCCAUCUUGUAGCAUCUAUGGGCAAUUAUAAAGUUUAUUAGGGGGCUUCAAAUACUUGCAGAUUUUCGCUAUUCACGGCAGGGCUCACUGCGAUUGGCUGGUGACUAGUUCAGGGUGUACCCUGCCUCUCACCCGGACAUAGCUGGGAUGGGCUCCAGCACGCCCACGACCCGAGUGAGGAUAAGUGGAACGGAAGAUGGAACGGCAGGGCUCAAUCCCUAUCCCUCACGAAUAGAAGAGGUUUACUGAAGUCUGCUUUUUUUGGUCUCAAUCAAGAUCAGGGACAUUUAUCAAUUCAUUGCUUAAGAAUUUAGCCGAGUUUGUGGAUUGAUUAAAAAUUGAGUGUACUACUUGGCUGCUAAGUAUACACUUUCAACUAGUUUUCUGUCAAGAGAAGAACGGCAAUGACGUCAGCUAUGGGAAGUUGAGCUCUAUGGUAAUUCCUCCGGGCAGGAUUCAUAUAGUCAACACUAGCAUGAAUGCAGUUCAAAACAUUCAGAGAGAGAUCCCAGUAACAAACAAUUCAUUAGUUUAUUGAUUGUCCGUUGUUUGAAUCAAUUAAUGGACAUGUAAGCUUUGUUUGUUUCCUCCCGAUUUGGUUUCUUUUCACAUGCCCAAAAAAUAUCCUCUCUGUUCUUGCUGGUUGGCAGAAUGUAAACAGGAAUAAAGUUUGGUGUUUGGAAAGGUGAGUGAAACAGCGCUAAUAAAUACCACCAAAAUACACGCUAAACCAAAGUUGUAUUUGGUGCUUCUUAUAGUUACUAAAUCAGCUUUAAGGGACAAACCUGAUUGUUUCAUUUGCCAGUUGGAUUUUGACUGCAGCCCAACCGCGUCAGUGUUCAUUGAUGCUAGACCAUUUGGACCACACUGGAGUUCGAUUACUAUGUUCAAACAUGACCAAACGAACCACACCAAUGGAGCAAAAUCAUCCAUCCAUCCAUCCAUCCAUCCAUUUUCUGAGCCGCUUAUCCUCACUAGGGUCGCUGGAGUGCUGGAGCCUAUCCCAGCUAUCAUCGGGCAGGAGGCAGGGUAGACCCUGAACUGGUUGCCAGCCAAUCACAGGGCACACAUAUACAAACAACCAUUCGCACUCACAUUCACACCUAGGGGCAAUUUAGAGACUUCAAUUAACCUACCAUGCAUGUUUUUGGGAUGUGGGAGGGAACCGGAGUGCCCGGAGAAAACAUGCACGGGGAGAACAUGCAAACUCCACACAGGCGGGGCCGGGAUUGAACCCCGCUCCUCAGAACUGUGAGGCAGAUGCUCUAACCAGUCGGUUAGAUCAAAAAUCAACUAGAGUUUGAUUAAAAUGGUCCAAAUGAUGCUUGCGUGAAUUUCUUUCCAAUUUGUGUCAGAUCGCAUCAGCUCCAAAUCCAGCUUAAAUGGAGAAAGUGCAAUCCGGAAGGGUAACAGGGAAAAAAAAAUAUUUGUUGGAGCUCAUUGUAAGGCGUUGCGUCCAUGAUCAUCAAGGAGGAAUUUGGACAUACAGUGUUUACAGGGAAAUUGCAUCAGCAUUGCCUUUCCCUUUCCCAUUUGCCAGCUUGGUUUAAGAGGUGGGAAAGCUCAGGGGGAGGAGUGUUCCCAGGGAGGGAUGACAAAUGACUUUUUUAAUGGCAAAUCAGGGUGUUGUUUUAUCAACUAAUGACUUCGAA